This is a messenger RNA of Thlaspi arvense, 5737 nucleotides long. The record is from the annotation of a GenBank genome assembly. NCBI's taxonomy places the organism in Eukaryota, Viridiplantae, Streptophyta, Magnoliopsida, Brassicales, Brassicaceae.
GUGAUCGUCGAGAAAGUCAAGCGAGAAACCUAGAAGAGGAAACCCCAGAAAGGGAGGGAUUGGUGUAAAUAUAGCUCUCUCUCAACAUCUGUUUGUUGACGUAAUUUCAAUUCGAUUUUGUUUCGCUAUAGAAAAACUAUAUCUGGAAUUGUGGCGUGCGGACCAAGGAACUAGAUUCCCUAAAUGCAAUUCCAUAGGAGAAGAGAAGCAACACGUCCUGAUGAAGUGAUGAGAUUUUCGAUUCGAAUGCUUUAGAUUAAAACCAAAAAUCCGAAAAGGGGGUUUUAUUAUAUGGGGCGAGCAUUGGAAUCAUCAUCUGGUGCUCUCUGCUCUUGUAAAUGGCUUCUUCUUUCCAGACAAGUGUUCCCACGGAGAGGGAGAAUGAACAGGCGAUUGCAAUUCUGAAGAAAGGGGCCUAUCUUUUGAAAUACGGCCGGCGAGGGAAACCUAAAUUCUACCCUUUUCGGCUUUCAAGUGAUGAAAUGUAUUUGUUAUGGUACUGUGGGAAAAAGGAGAAACGUCUUAAACUGACUUCUGUGACAAGGAUCAUACCUGGACAGCGAACUUCAGUUUUCCGGCGAUACCCUCAACCCACAAAGGAAUAUCAAUCCUUUUCUCUCAUAUAUGGCGACCGUUCUCUUGAUUUGGUAUGCAAGGACAAAGAUGAAGCUGAGUUCUGGAUCACUACUCUUCGCGCUCUUCUCUCACGAAACAGCUCUUCUGCGUUGGUACUUCACUCAAGAAGCCGUAGCUUUGUUCCUGGAGAACAAAGUAAUUCGAGCAAGAACUCCAAAUCCAACAUCAGAUCCGUCAGCAGUGACACAAGCUGCGAGGAACAUGCGAAAAAGGCUUCAGGAUCUCACUGCAACACAACUCCACAGAGACUUGGAAAAGUUUUCUCAGAGGUUUUGUCACAAACUGCAGUACUAAAGGCACUCUCUUUGGACGAACUCGUCCAUAAACCACAAAGCUCGUCUCCAGAGAUUUUAGAGAACCGACCUGCGGCUAAUCACUCCCCUGCUGUUGAUACGAGUAAAUACAGCGUUUCGAGCGCCGUGAGCUCGUCUAGUCAAGGAUCUACUUUUGAAGACUUGAAGUCUCUCUGUGAUGUCUUCGUUUGGGGAGAAAGCAUUGGAGAUGGUAUGCACAAAAGUGGAAGCAGUUCUUCUCUGGUGACUGAAUCCUUUCUGCCCAAAGUCCUGAAAUCACAUGUGGCACUUGAUGCACAGAGCAUCUCCUGUGGCACAAAUUACGCAGUGUUAGUCACAAAGCAGGGACAGAUGUACAGCUGGGGAGAAGAAUCUGGUGGCAGGUUAGGGCAUGGGGCUUGCUCCUACGUUCCACAUCCGAAACUAAUAGAUGAAUUCGACGGAUCAUCGGUCGAAAUAGCUGACUGUGGGGAGUUUCAUACCUGUGCUGUAACAGCGUCUGGUGAUUUAUACGCUUGGGGAGAUGGAACUCACAAUGCAGGUCUCCUUGGACUUGGCAGUGAAGCUAGCAGUUGGAAACCGGUACGUAUACUCGGUCAGAUGGAGGGUAUAAACGUAAAAACCAUCUCUUGCGGGCCUUGGCAUACAGCUUUUGUGACAUCAGAAGGUAAGCUGUUUACAUACGGUGAUGGUACUUUCGGUGCGCUUGGACAUGGUGAUCGUGUGAGCACAAGCGUACCUAGAGAAGUCGAGGCACUAAGCGGCUGCAGAACAGUGAGGACAGCUUGUGGCGUUUGGCAUUCGGCUGCUGUCGUCAGUGUUUCCGGCGAAGCCACGUCAUCGGGGAAGCUCUUUACUUGGGGUGAUGGAGAGGAUGGGAAGCUAGGACACGGUGAUAAAGAGUCUAGACUGAUCCCAUCUUGUGUAACUGAGCUGGACACAACUAGCUUUCAGCAAGUAGCUUGCGGCCAGAGCAUCACCGUUACUCUCUCUACUUCCGGACAAGUUUACGCGAUGGGAAUCGCUGAUCCGAGCCACGAUGAUGCUGUGAGAGCUCCUUUUUGCGUUGAAGGGAGUCUAGGGAAGAGCUUUGUGCAAGAAGUGGCUUGCGGGUUUCACCAUAUCGCGGUUUUGAACUCGAAAGCUGAGGUUUACACUUGGGGCAAAGGAUCAAACGGACAGCUCGGGCACGGAGACACUGAGCACAGACGUAUGCCGACUCUUGUGAGGGCUUUGAAAGGCAAACAAGUGAGGAAAGUGGUGUGUGGUUCGAAUUACACAGCGACCAUUUGCCUCCACAAACCGAUUUCGGGCACAGAUAGCUCUAGGUGCUCUUGUUGUCGCCAUCCUUUUAACUACAUGAGGAAGCUCCACAACUGUUACAACUGUGGAAGUGUCUUCUGUAACUCGUGCACUAGCAAGAAGUCUUUAGCAGCAGCCAUGGCUCCAAAGACGAACAGGCCUUACCGUGUGUGCGACGACUGCUACAUCAAACUCGAAGGAGUCAGAGAAUCUUUAGGAACUCCGGCGAACAGUGCAAGAUUCUCAAACGCGAGCCUUCCAUCUAGCAGCAACGAGAUGGACGAAAUCGGGACAACCCCGCAGCGUCAGCUUCUUAGAGUGGAUUCCUUUGAUUUCUUCAGACAAUGCAAGAUCACUGAUCUUAAAACCAUUGGUGAAACCUCAGGAGCAAGCUGCAUUUCGUCGAACCACUCGAGUAUGGAGAACAUCAAAGGUGCUUUUAACCUGAGAGGGAUACGGAGACUCUCAAGGCUUACCUCUUUUGAUUCGGUUAGUCAAGAACGCAGGCAACGCGCCAAGCAUUGCGCUUCGAAAUCAGACACAUCCUCUCUUAUAAGACACUCGGUGACUUCUGGUCUCCCGUUUUCUCGUAGAGGCUCUGUUGAUAUGUUUCCUUUGUCGAUCAAAUCAAGCCCGGUUGAAUCUGUUGCGACCACUUCCGACUUCACCACCGACAUUACAGAUACGGAGUUGCUGCAAGAAGGGACAAAGAAAUCGAAUCAGUGCCUUAACCAGGAAAUAUCAGUACUCAAGGCACAGGUGGAAGAGCUUACCCGAAGAACAAAAGAACUAGAAGCAGAACUUGGAACGAAUUCGAAGAAGCUUGAAGUUGCGGUGUUAAUGGCGCAUGAUGAUGCAGAGAAGAUCAAAUCUUCAGAGGAGAUCAUUAGGUCCCUGACUCUGCAGUUGAUGGAUGCGACCGAGAAAGAUGUAGGCAAGACAAUUAGACGCCGAAGCUCGUUUUGAUUCUUAAUUUUUUGAUUAGAGAAGAGCCUCUACUUUGAUCAAAGCAAAGAAAGGGGAUGAAAAACUGAAGUAGAUUGAGAAAUAUUGGGGUUGAAAUGUACAAUACGAUACAGCUCUUAUCAAAUUACAUACCAUAAAUAAAUCAAUGUAGUGUUUAAUUACAGAGCAAAAACAUAAAGUGUGAGUACAACAUUCCAAAUUGACAAACAGAGAAGAAGAAGAAGAAGAAGAAGAAAAAGUUCAGACCUUUUGAUUUUGUGUGUGUGUUGGUUUAGUGAAAAAUCAGCAGAAGCUUCUUCAUUUCGCUAACAAUGGCCAAGCUGAUACUCAUCAGCUGAUUCGCCGUCGCCAUCUCUUUCUUGAUCUCGUUUCCCACGGUUGUUCCCAUUUCUUCAAGCCCAUCGGAGCAAGUCUCACCGUCAGUCAUGGCGGCGCUGAUCCACGUCUUGACAUCUCCGACGACAUCCUUCGUCAGCCAAUUCCCUCCCUUCUUCUUCUCCGUCUCGAUCUCUGACAUCGCCUCCUUCAGUUGACUCAGCGCAUCGGCGUAUAGCUUCACGCAGUCGCCGACUGCCGCGUCCUCAGGCAUAUCGUUGAUUGAACGGAAAGACACGGAGAGGCUUGAUACGUUUUCAGAAGCGAUUCGAAUAGAUAGCUCGAGGAUCGAUUCAGGGUCGAGUUUUCGAUUCGAUUCGAGGGAAGAAGAUAGAGCGUCGAAGCAGGUCUCUGGGUAACGAGUCACGGCACAGGCUGCCUUGAGAGACUCGGAGGAGACGGGAGGAGGAUGUUUGGAAGGACGAGUGAAGGCUCCGGCGGUUAAGGCGACGACGGCGAGGAUCAAGAGGAGAGAAACGACGGAGACGGUGGCGAUUAGGGUUUUACGGGAAGAUGGUUUGGGGAGUGGAGAAGGAAUCUGGUUUUCCUGGUCGGAUACUUUUCCGUAUCCUUUCAAGUUGUUGAUCGACUCCAUUGAAAGCAGCGAUUUUGGUGGUUUCUAUGAUCGGAAAUCGGAAGAAGAUGAAUCUUUCCAGUUGCCGCUGCCAGCGUGACCUCUCUCUCUCUCUCUCUACUUUUGUGUUUCCCUUUUCAGUCUCUUUCUCUCUCUCUCCGACCUUUUCUCAGCUUCAGUUUCUCUUCCUCACAAGCAAAGCCCAAAGCAGAUCGAAAUCGAUUUUGAAGGAGAUUUCUUGACGUAUUCUACUGAUUUUCCAUCAAUACUCAAAAACUUCUAUCGCCGCUCUCGUUUCAUCUGUUUUUCCAAGGGGAAAUUAAAAACACAGGAAAGGGUUUAGCAAACUUGAAAAUGGCGACGAACAUCGGAAUGAUGGAUAGUGCUUACUUCGUCGGAAGAAACGAGCUUCUCACUUGGAUCAAUGAUCGCCUUCAGCUCAAUCUCUCUCGCGUUGAAGAGGCUGCAUCUGGUGCUGUGCAAUGUCAGAUGCUUGAUAUGACAUUUCCAGGAGUUGUACCAAUGCACAAGGUUAAUUUCGAUGCCAAGAACGAAUACGAUAUGAUUCAAAACUACAAGGUCCUGCAAGAUGUGUUCAACAAGCUGAAAAUUACAAAGCCGUUGGAAAUUAACAGGCUUGUCAAAGGCCGACCACUGGAUAACUUGGAGUUUCUUCAAUGGCUGAAACGCUUCUGCGAUUCCAUUAAUGGUGGUAUCAUGAACGAGAACUAUAAUCCUGUGGAACGAAGAUCAAAAGGUGGUAAAGAGAGGAGUGUAAAGGGAUCUAAUAAGAUGCCAAAGUCACUGCAAACAAACAACAAUCAUCCUCCACCCAAUUCCAGUUCGGCUGGUCUUAGCAAAGCCACAGGGGCCAAGCCAGCAAAAGCAGCUGAAGUGCAGGCUUUGUCUAAAGAGCUUGCGGAUCUCAAGCUCUCUGUUGAUCUCUUGGAGAAAGAAAGAGACUUUUACUUCUCCAAGCUCCGGGAUGUAGAGAUACUUUGCCAAACUCCUGAAGUUGAGAAUAUUCCAAUAGUGGGAGCAGUGAAGAAGAUACUGUAUGCAACCGAUGCAAAUGAAUCUGCACUAGAAGACGCUCAAGAGUUCUUAAACCAGUCCAUAGGAGUUGAAGUUAAAGGUGAGGGAAAUGGAGAAGAAGAAGAAGAAGAAGAAGAAGAAGAAGGAGAAAAGACUCAAGCCUGACCUGUGACUAUUAACAAUCCUAAGUAGAAGAAGUUUUCCAGAGUGGCGAACAAUGGCUGGACUUGGCCUUCUCUUCAAAGUCUCCUUUGUUAAAAAGGAACUUACUGAAACUUGAAGAUGAAUGAGCUUCUGUUAAAAAUGCUUAGUUUGAGAACAAUGAGGCUUAGUUUUGUUACGUUUUAAAACCAAAACAUUCAAGAUGUUUUUUCUUGUUUUGAAAAAAUCUGCGUUGGUCCCGAGUGAGAGAAUCUUAAAAGCUUCUUCUAUUUUUUUUAUCACUAUAAAAUCUUGAAUCAGUAAGGUAAAAGAAGAUCCAAACAAUACCAGGGAUUGUUAGUAAUAUAAUUUCAUUUAAAAAAUCCAGACUUGAGUUUUAUAAUCCACAAAUAAA